This is a messenger RNA of Volvox carteri f. nagariensis, 753 nucleotides long. RefSeq lists its product as uncharacterized. The record is from RefSeq and is a predicted model, not a curated record. The transcript has 5 exons. Lineage: Eukaryota; Viridiplantae; Chlorophyta; Chlorophyceae; Chlamydomonadales; Volvocaceae. Bases 1 to 753 code for a protein of 250 amino acids.
AUGCUGGACGAACGCGUGGACAGCUCUAGCCCCGCUGUCACAGCAAUCUUGGAAUAUCUCUUUUCCAAACGCCGCAUCGCCUUCCUGCCAAUCUGUGAGCCCGUUCCACCAGGGGGGUUGGGAUUGUUUGAGAGCAAAAUUGGCGGACUUCCUUACCUCCUACCAUCAGAGUCAUGGCCGUGCAACGAUGACGCGAGUUUGACCCACUUGUGGCAGCUUCGUGUGAGCGAGCUCCCAGCCGCCGUGCAGCACGCCCUGGGGUACAGCCGGGGUCUCAUGCAGGUCUUUCUUACCGAUAGCAUAUAUGCGGAGGAUGGGACAUGGUACCUGGUUCGAGUGCUGGACGAGGGGCAGCUCGUAUACCGGGACGCGUCUGAGAUCGUGGCCCCGCCCCACGUGGACGUCUUGGCCGAGCGGCGCAUCACGUCCUACCGUUUUACGUACGACUUCCCGCACGUGGAUGAUGCGUUUGAGAGCAUGCCGCAGGGUUUGGACCGGGAUCUAGCUAUGGACGUCCUGGAUGUCCUGCAGGAUCGCAAGCUGUACGACACGGUUGAGGGCAACAAGCUGCUGGGCUGGCCUCGCUGGUUCCAGGGUGCCGAGUGGCGGCUGACGGAAGGGGGAGAGGCCUACAUGCAGCUGGUGCAGAUUGAGGACUCGGUGGUGCCCUUCCAAGUUGGCCCACAAGGCACCUUGCUGCUGCAGCGGCACCCCACAGACCGCCACCGGUCAACAGAGGACCGCAGUCGCUGA